Molecule: messenger RNA, 1764 nt
Organism: Caenorhabditis sp. 36 PRJEB53466
Lineage: Eukaryota; Metazoa; Nematoda; Chromadorea; Rhabditida; Rhabditidae
Source: the annotation of a GenBank genome assembly
AUGACGCCGAUUCCGAGCCGGGCGAGAGUCUACCCAGAUGUGAGUGUUUUUGGACGUUUUCUUGCUGAAAAUGUAAAAAAUAAGCUGGGGCUUCAUGCCGAGACGUGUGGAGUUGUGUAAAGAUAGAGGAAAAUUUUUUAUAGACAUUCUUAGCGGAAGUUUUGAGAAUUCUGAAUUCUCGCUUCAUUUCUCAGCGAUUAAGCCCGAAAAUUGCAGAAGUUUGGCUUUUAAUCAAUAUUUCGCAGGUGAAUCCGUCGAGACCGCGCGAAUAUUGGGACUAUGAGGCUCACAUGAUCGAAUGGGGUCAAAUUGACGACUAUCAACUGGUGCGCAAGUUGGGCCGCGGAAAAUAUUCGGAAGUUUUCGAAGGAUUCAAGAUUAGCACCGACGAGAAGGUGGUCGUCAAGAUUCUCAAGGUUUGUCGGUGUGUUUGUAGAAAAAUACAGUUUUGUUUGUAGCCAGUCAAAAAGAAGAAGAUCAAGCGUGAGAUCAAGAUUCUGGAGAAUCUGAGAGGCGGCACCAACAUCAUCACACUUCUCGACGUCGUCAAAGAUCCGAUAUCGAGAACUCCGGCUCUUAUUUUCGAGUGAGUCGCCAGAAUUUUUUAUUAUUUAUCGAUUUCGGCUUGCAGGCACGUCAACAAUUCGGAUUUCAAGCAGCUUUACCAAACGCUCAGCGACUACGACAUUCGCUAUUAUUUGUACGAGCUUUUGAAGGUUAUCUUUUCAAUUUUUAAUACUCUUUCCUAUAACCACAAAAUUUGUAGGCUCUGGAUUUCUGCCACUCGCAAGGCAUUAUGCAUAGAGACGUCAAGCCGCACAACGUGAUGAUUGACGCCGAGAAAAGAGAGGUAUUCGGCCUAAAAUACAGGAUUUUAUUGAAUUUUUCAAACAUUUUCUAGCUGCGAUUAAUAGAUUGGGGACUGGCCGAGUUCUACCAUCCGAGACAGGACUACAACGUUCGUGUCGCUUCGCGUUACUUCAAGGUGAGCAUUUUAAAAACAAUUUUUAGUUGAAAAAUUUUCACUUUAGGGACCGGAACUUCUGGUGGAUUACCAGUGCUACGACUACUCUCUGGACAUGUGGAGCCUCGGAUGCAUGCUCGCCAGCAUGAUCUUCAGAAAGGAGCCGUUUUUCCACGGACACGACAACUACGAUCAGGUUUGUCGUUUUUUCCAGAAUUUUAGAGGGAAUUGCCUUUUUGGCCUUUUUGGCCUUUGGCCUUUUUGGUCUUUGGCCUUUUUCUUCAAAUUUUAUAUUUUGCAGCUGGUUCGCAUCGCAAAAGUGCUGGGAACAGAUGAGUUGUACGAGUACAUUGCGAGAUAUCACAUCGAUCUCGAUCCGCGCUUCAACGACCUUCUCGGGCGGCACUCGAGAAAACGUUGGGAGAGGUAACGACGAUUUUCAGAAUUUGUCUAUAAUUUUUAGCAUUUUUCAGAUUUAUCCACGCCGAAAAUCAACAUCUGGUGACUCCGGAAGCGCUCGACUUCUUGGACAAACUUCUUCGUUACGAUCAUGCGGUUUGUGAUUGUUUUUUUCUGUAUUAAAGCUUAAAAUUGGCUACUUUUUUAAAUUAUCAGUCAAAUAAAUGCGUAUGUUUCAGGAGCGUCUGACCGCGCAAGAAGCGAUGAACCACGAGUACUUCCGUCCGGUCGUUGAGGCGAAUGCACGCGCGAACGGCGGAGAAGCGGACGGUUCUUCCGCGUCGGCUUCCGCUUCGGCAGCCUCGCAAAACGCGUCGGACACGAAGAUCGACGGCGCGUAA